Messenger RNA from Cavenderia fasciculata, 402 nucleotides. It is a transcript of the gene rpl32, whose product is annotated as S60 ribosomal protein L32. Gene Ontology annotation, molecular function: structural constituent of ribosome. Gene Ontology annotation, cellular component: cytosolic large ribosomal subunit; ribosome. The record is from RefSeq and is a predicted model, not a curated record. The coding region runs from base 1 to 402 and encodes 133 amino acids. Gene Ontology annotation, biological process: translation. The transcript is spliced from 2 exons. Lineage: Eukaryota; Evosea; Eumycetozoa; Acytosteliales; Cavenderiaceae.
AUGCCUACCCCAAUUGUCAGAUCAAAGAUCAUCAAGAAGAAGACCACCCGUUUCUUCCGUUUCCAAUCUGAUCUCUUCAACAGAGUCGCCGGAAACUGGAGAAAGCCAAGAGGUAUUGAUAACAGAGUCAGAAGAAGAUUCUCAGGUGCCGCAAGAAUGCCAGAUGCUGGUUACGGAUCAAACAGAAAGACCAGAGACGUCGAUCCAAACGGUUUCAAGCGUUUCGUCGUCAGAAACGUUGAAGAGUUGGAAGUCCUUCUCAUGCAAAACAGAAGAUACGCUGCUGAAAUCUUCCACGCUUGUUCUGCCAAGACCCGUAAGGCUAUCGUCGAAAGAGCUCGUGAACUCGAUAUCAAGGUUACCAAUGCCAACGGUAGAUUGAGAAGCCAAGAAAGAGAGUAA